AUGCCAUAUUUCAGAGAUUGUAUUGGGGCAAUUGAUGGAACUCAUGUUGAUGCAAGAAUUCCUGUAGAAGAUCAAAUUCCUUUCAUAGGACGGCAUCAUAAAACUACUCAAAAUGUAAUGGCUACUUGUGAUUUCGACAUGUGCUUUACAUUUGUUUCAGCAGGAUGGGAAGGUUCAGCACAUGAUGCUCGCAUUUUUAAACAUGCUGUGACAAAUCCUAAAUUUAAUUUUCCAAAACCGCCAACAAAUAAAUAUUACUUAGUUGAUGCAGCUUAUCCUAUGAAAAAAGGAUAUCUGAAGCCUUACCCAGAUACACGAUAUCAUUUAGCAGAUUUUGCUCGAGGAAGUCAACCAAUAAGGGGUUACAGGGAAGUAUUCAAUAAGAGACAUAACUCACGGGUCGAUCCUGAUUUUGAUGAGUAUGAGAAGGAUGAAAACUUUGAUAUUUCUGACUGUAGUGUAGACAGAGUGCCAGAAUCAGGUGAAGAAAAUGUUUGUGUUGAAGAACAGACUGAUGGUGAAGGUGUUACUGAGAUGAAAGAAGUUAGAGAUAAUAUCGCGAAACAGUUGUACAACUUUAGUAGGUGUGUAGAUGAGAUAUGA
This is a messenger RNA of Dendrobium catenatum, 603 nucleotides long. RefSeq lists its product as uncharacterized. The record is from RefSeq and is a predicted model, not a curated record. Bases 1 to 603 code for a protein of 200 amino acids. Lineage: Eukaryota; Viridiplantae; Streptophyta; Magnoliopsida; Asparagales; Orchidaceae. The transcript is spliced from 4 exons.